CAGGAAAUCCGUGCCCUUCUUUACUCCCUGCUCCCCUGUUUCAACCUCUCUUUUUUCAUACAUAACGUCUAUCUCUUUCUCUCAGACAGGAGCAUAUACGAUUCAGGAAUGGUUUUUCUUACCAUGGCUCCUCCCAUGCAAGAAGCUGUGUUGUCAACUCCCUUAUUAUCAUCUGCUACAGCAAGUAGUAGCAGCAUUAGCAGCACGAGCAGUGAAGCUGAUGAUAGCCCACCCGCAUCACAUCGUUUUGAGCUUCUAGAUGUCACCAAAUAUGAAUUUCCAUCCAAAACGUUGUCUGGGUUUCAAACAUACAAAUCAUUGGCAGUGCUGUCCGGGCAUGUUGGUUCAGUUUCUUGCUUGGCCUUAUGCGGGGAAUUCAUCUUAAGUGCAUCACAAGGCAAAGACAUUAUAGUGUGGCAACAGCCUGACUUGAGGCAGUUCACAAAGUUCGGCCAAGGUGAUGGCUCGGUGAAAGGGCUAGUGACUGUUAGCAAUAAGGUUUUCACGGCACAUCAAGAUAGCAGGAUCCGAGUUUGGAAGGUGUCAAGAAGCUCAGAGAAUGUGUUUAAGCUUGUGGACACACUUCCUACUACAAAGGACUAUUUGGGGAAGUUCAUGAAGCAAAGCAAUUAUGUCCAUACUAGACGGCAUCAUAAGCGUUUAUGGAUUGAACACGCGGAUGGUAUAUCUUGUCUGGCAGUCUAUGAUGGACUGAUUUAUUCAGGUUCAUGGGAUAAGACCCUUAAGGUGUGGAGGAUAUCUGAUUUGAAGUGCUUGGAAUCAAUUAAGGCGCAUGAUGAUGCUAUCAAUAGCUUAAUAGCUUGUAAGCGAAUAGUGUACUCAGCAUCUGCAGAUGGGAAGAUUAAGGCUUGGAGUUCUGGAAAAGAAGGGAAGACCUCUCAUUCGUUGAAGGGGAUCUUGGAGGGUCAUAAGGAUAUUUCAUUGAAUUCAGUUAUUGUUUCUGAGGAUGGAAAGUGGGUUUAUGGAGGGGGUUCAGACGGGUUUGUUAUGGGGUGGGAAGGGCAAGGGAAUGGUGAUUUUGUCAGUUGGAAAUUGGUGAGCGAGACAAAAGCACACCAUAUGGCUGUUCUGUGCAUGUGCCUGAUGGGAGAGUUUUUGUGCAGUGGCUCAGCUGAUAAAAGCAUUGGUAUUUGGAAGCGAGAGGCUUAUGGUAAACUUUGCAAAGUUGGGGUCAUAAAUGGUCAUGAAGGGCCAGUCAAGUGUUUGCAGGCGGCUCCCUGUAAUGUUGGUAGUGGUUUCUUGCUCUACAGUGGAGGCCUUGACAAAUCUAUAAGGGUGUGGUGGGUGCCCAAGAACUCUGCCAAACAGGAGGAUCAACAAUGAAUCAAUGUUUUGUGAGUAGUGAAGCACUGCUUCCCCUUUUUUUUUUGUUUGUAGUGCUUCUGCAUACAUUUGCUUUUGUUAUGAUUCAAGCUGUGAACAUAGGAGAUCUUGAAGUUGGUUUUUGGGGUUUCAGGUCUUAAUGUGCAGUUAACUUUGGAUAAAAUUCUUGGGAGUGGUGUGAUCCAUUUUUCUUUUUAUUUUGGGUUCUUUUUCCUGAGUUUUCACACAGUUUUCUGGAUUCUUGUCAAUUGUAAUUGGUGGUUUGAGGGAAUAUUCAAGCAAUACAAUCAUUUACAUUUCUU
Molecule: messenger RNA, 1646 nt
Organism: Theobroma umbraticum
Lineage: Eukaryota; Viridiplantae; Streptophyta; Magnoliopsida; Malvales; Malvaceae
Product: Transducin/WD40 repeat-like superfamily protein
Molecular function (GO): protein binding
Source: RefSeq, a predicted model, not a curated record